This is a messenger RNA of Fundulus heteroclitus (mummichog), 2003 nucleotides long. RefSeq names its product protein FAM237A-like. The transcript has 3 exons. The record is from RefSeq and is a predicted model, not a curated record. Bases 1171 to 1641 code for a protein of 156 amino acids. NCBI's taxonomy places the organism in Eukaryota, Metazoa, Chordata, Actinopteri, Cyprinodontiformes, Fundulidae.
UGAUCCUCCCACCAUGGAAAAAGAACAGCUAAAAUUAACCAUUACCAUUGCAAACAAUAUUCAUGUUCAUAAUGACUUUGCACACAUGUUUUUAGAGAAACUACAAAUGAAAUCAAUUGAACAACAGCAUAAUGUGACUGCUCUAUGCAACUCGAGAUUAUUAGUAGACCUAUGGUGGAAUUAAUUUUAACUUCUGAUAAUUUGAUAUGAAUAAUAACAAAUUAUUAGCAACAUCAAUAAAUAAUGUGUGUAGGUAAAUAGUGAAAAAAAGGAAAACAAGAUUUGAGUUGCAUUCUUUCCAGAUACUGCUUAAAGUCACAUUAAGCUUUUUGGCAUGUAAUGUUCCUCAUUUAAAAGUUAAUAAUUCAUCCUUGGCAGUGGAAAUGUUGUGAAGCCAACUUCUAUGCAUCAUCAGAGGAAUGAAUGAGUGAGUAAGACAUCCCUCCAGUACAUUUAGUGUCGGCCCCUCACUGUGAAAAUAAUUACAUUUGAGAUGAGGUAUGCAUGUGACAUUUCAGUAAAAGCAUAUAAAACAAAAUCAUUUACAGCUUUCUGGAACACUAUUUAUAAAGAGUUUGUUUUACAGAUGGCAGAACAACUUCUGAGGGUCGUCUACUUAUGUUUUCAGACGAAAUCCGUGGUUUCUUGCUUUACAUUAAGCACAAUAAUGCCGUAUUGCUCAGAAUAAACACAAUCCCAGUCACAAAACUGCAGUUUUUGAGAUUGAAGACAUGAGCUUAACUUGAUUUGAUUAAAGAAAAUGUUUUCCAACAUGGCAUGCUAAGCUUGUUAAGCUCAUCGAACACAGACAAACAACUAAACCACUUAAAAAAAAAAACAUUUAAAAAUGAAAAAAACAACCAAACAAUUAGGAGCUAUGUGCUAUAAUUUAAAUUUCCGAGCUACUUUAAAGAGAAUCAAGUGUUUCUGACUGUUGUAGAGGUCGUAAAAUAAAAAUACCCCACAGAAGACAAACCUGCCUAUUAGAAUAAAGACAUUUUAAUAACGUGAGAAGCUGCUUUUUGCGAAGGAGGGAGGCAGUGACGCCAUCCAAGACCAAAACAGGUAUGUAUCAAACUCCCAUCAACGCUAAAGCCCAGGCUGCCAAGCCCGUUGAAGUGAAACCCCUUUAGGACAGGUGUCUGUUUAUCCGCGUUUGUUCCAGUGGAGAUGGUCCCGGUUCUCUUUAACCUGAUCCCGGCCACAGUGUUUGUCCUCACCUGCAUGUCAGCGGUGCCGCUGCGGGGCCACAAGCCUCCGCAGGUGGACCCGGUGACAGCCCACCGGGCCGACCCGCAGUGCUGGGACUCCUCCUCGGCUCUGCUGCUGGAGAUGCGCUCACCGAGGAUAGCCGACACGGUGCCCGCCUUCUGGGACCUGAUGGGGACCCUCCGGUCCUCCGAGAACGGGAAACACACGGCGCUGUUCUGGGACCUGGCCCGGGUCUUUUGGGAGAUCUACGUGGACUGCGUCAUGUCCAGGAGCCACGGCCUGGGGAGGAGACACGUCACCUCGGUGCACUCCCUCAUUACCGACAAGUCCUUUAGGAUCAACAACACGAGAGCAAACUUCUGGACAAAGCUCACCGUCAGAGUGAGACGCAGAGGACACUUCACCACCCUGAAGACUGACCCCAAAUAAGACACAACGCAAGUGUUUCCCAAGGUUUCCAGGUGGACAGCUCUUGUCCUCACUUCAUGCCCUCUUUGUGAUUCCCUUGCCAGCAGCUGAAGGAGUCCAUGACUUUGUCAUCAACGUCACAUUUGACCGAUUCGAUUUGGGAUAUUGAUGUUAUUCUUUCACUUUACUUGAUAUUGUUACUCUUUUAUUUUUUUAUUUUUUUCUCUAUGUAAAUGUGUGUACAUAUAUAUUGUAAAUCUGCCUUGAUAAAAGACUUCAGAUUUUAUUUUGUUAUUUUGUUUGAUUCUAUGUUGUGGUAUGUGAAUAGUGGAGGAUUUUUAUUCGCUAAGGAAAAACUAAUAAAAAAAUACUUUUGCUUGUUU